UAAGGACUGCAUUUAUCGUAAUGUCGUAUCUGUUUGUUUAUGAACUUGUUUAUUAUAAUAACUUUCUCCGAACAGUGUGGUUGGUGGUGAGAGAUAAUUAAUAUUAGUUAAACAUGUCCUUCAGAAUUCUAUUCGUUUUAUUUACGACAAUCUCAUUGUCUACUAGCAAACAGUAUAGAAGUGACUACGUGUACAAUCGAAAAUCAGAUGCAUUCUACAAAUUGCAUAUAGAGAGUCUUUUCAAGAACCCUGCAAUCAGAGCAUGCGAAGUGGAAGGGGCACAGUUGAUGGCAUCAAUAACUGAUUACGACAUUGCUCAGGUGCAUGAAAUGUUGAAAGAAUACCCUGACAUUGGAGAUUACGUGUGGGUGCAGGAGGAAGGGCCAAUGGAAAACCGACAAGACAUAGAAUCUGAAGAAGCUCUGUUUACGCCAUCAUAUCAUGAAGACAGUGGUGUAAAUCAAAUGUACAAUUGCGACGUCCUUACACGUCAAGGAAAAAUCGAGACCGGCGGCUGCAUUCGAAACAUGCCAUUUGUCUGUAAAGUGGAUGCGAAAGAUGCCUACUACGAUGCUGAGUGUAAAGUUUACGGCAAAGAUUAUCAGUACGAAGGAGAUAUCGGAAGCUGUUAUAAGAUCCCUAUGGUUAGGGUCACUUGGGACCAGGCCUAUGCGGAGUGCAAAGCUGAAGGAGCACAUUUGGUAGUGAUUAACUCGGAAGCUGAGCAAUUGAUUGUAUGGAACAUGACCAAAGCAGUAAUGAAUGCGAAUCUAAUGGGAGAUACAUGGUACUUCUAUGCUGGUUACAGAGCUAACAGACCUACUGACAACAGUCCAAGAGUAUUUUUGACCAUUUUUAAUCAGACGCUAGACGAGGCCGGUUUCAAUGUAUGGUCGAGAAAUGAGCCAAAUAACUAUAUGAACAGAGAAUAUUGCGGUUCCAUCUUUAAGAAAGAUGGGAGAUUGAACGAUAUUGAUUGCACGGGCCAGCGUUCAUUUAUUUGUGAGAAGGAGAUAAAAUAA
Galleria mellonella (greater wax moth) is the source of this 1022-nucleotide messenger RNA. RefSeq names its product hemolymph lipopolysaccharide-binding protein-like. The transcript is spliced from 6 exons. Gene Ontology annotation, cellular component: external side of plasma membrane. The record is from RefSeq and is a predicted model, not a curated record. The coding region runs from base 114 to 1022 and encodes 302 amino acids. Gene Ontology annotation, molecular function: carbohydrate binding. NCBI's taxonomy places the organism in Eukaryota, Metazoa, Arthropoda, Insecta, Lepidoptera, Pyralidae. Gene Ontology annotation, biological process: biological process involved in interspecies interaction between organisms.